Messenger RNA from Soboliphyme baturini, 267 nucleotides. Lineage: Eukaryota; Metazoa; Nematoda; Enoplea; Dioctophymatida; Soboliphymatidae. The record is from the annotation of a GenBank genome assembly.
AUGGCUGACUUAUUGCCUUUCAGUCCGCUCUUCGUAACAUGGAAAUUGGGCCGCGAGAAGAAACUACGCGGUUGUAUCGGAACUUUCAAUAACACUAACCUUCAUCAAGGACUCAGGGAGUAUGCUAUCACGAGUGCGUGCAAAGACAGUCGCUUCGAACCGAUCAAUCCCGACGAGUUUUCCAGACUGCACUGCUCCGUUUCUUUGCUGAUGAAUUUCGAGGUGGCCGAAAACUACCUGGAUUGGGAAGCAAGAAGUUAUUUAUAA